AUCAGCACCAAAUUGAAAUUGCUCGGCGCGUUCAAACCACUCUCAGCCGGCGGCGAACUUCCUCCUCUCCGUCUCCUUCUCCGGCAAAUCAAGUGUGUCAGGCUUGGUGAAUGACAAGAUGAACACUGCAACAUCAUUAUUUAGGAGGUUAAAUAUCAGAGAUUUGGUAUCAAGGACACCUACUUAUAGUGCCCCUAGUGAAGUAUCUGGGGAUGGAUUGAACUUGAUGUUUAAACGUUGGGCUACGAAAAAGACAGCAGGAUCCACAAAGAAUGGCCGUGAUUCAAAACCAAAGAAUCUAGGGGUGAAGAAAUUUGGUGGAGAGAGAGUGAUACCUGGAAAUAUUAUUGUUCGUCAAAGGGGAACCAGAUUUCAUCCUGGAAACUACGUUGGAAUAGGGAAAGAUCACACACUCUAUGCUCUGAAAGAAGGUUGUGUCAAGUUUGAGCACCACAAGUUGAGUGGUCGCAAGUGGGUUCAUGUUGAGCCCAAGGAUGGCCAUGUACUUCACCCAGUUUACUCGAGUACUGCAGCUCCCGAGCUCAACACAGCAACUUAAGCUUCUCUAACCGUUGAGUCAUUCAUGGAGCACGAGUAUAAUAACGAAAACGAUCUGAGGUCAUUUCAGAAAGCAGCCCAGCCCCUCUACAUUAAAGCUAAUGAAACCAAGUUAUUUUUGCCUUGUAUUCUCCAGUUCAUAUUUCACUUGUUUGGAAUCAAUGCACUUAUUGUAACUGGUAAAGUGCAAAAUAGUUCAGUC
Molecule: messenger RNA, 760 nt
Organism: Solanum verrucosum
Lineage: Eukaryota; Viridiplantae; Streptophyta; Magnoliopsida; Solanales; Solanaceae
Exons: 4
Coding region: 119-559 (146 amino acids)
Biological process (GO): translation
Cellular component (GO): ribosome
Molecular function (GO): structural constituent of ribosome
Source: RefSeq, a predicted model, not a curated record